Cydia strobilella is the source of this 6914-nucleotide messenger RNA. It is a transcript of the gene Vinc, whose product is annotated as vinculin. Gene Ontology annotation, molecular function: beta-catenin binding; alpha-catenin binding; actin filament binding. Gene Ontology annotation, biological process: cell adhesion. Bases 95 to 3049 code for a protein of 984 amino acids. NCBI's taxonomy places the organism in Eukaryota, Metazoa, Arthropoda, Insecta, Lepidoptera, Tortricidae. The transcript is spliced from 26 exons. The record is from RefSeq and is a predicted model, not a curated record. Gene Ontology annotation, cellular component: cytoskeleton; plasma membrane; focal adhesion.
UCUUCGCGCUUGGUUGUGUUCCGUUCACCAUUUCUACUUGUUUCUUAUUUGUGUUUAUUAUCUAAUGUUAAAAUAGUGUCUGUGCACAUCCAAGAUGCCUGUGUUUCACACGAAGAUCAUCGAGAGUAUACUGGAACCGGUCGCGCAACAGGUCUCGCGGCUGGUCAUCCUACAUGAAGAGGCCGAAGAUGGCAACGCUAUGCCGGACCUGGCGCGGCCCGUGCAGGCCGUGUCGCUCGCCGUCAACAACCUCGUCAAGGUGGGCCACGAAACCAUCGAGUCCUCAGACGACGCUAUCCUCAGACACGACAUGCCCGGAGCCCUGCGAAGAGUGGAAGGAGCUGCCACACUACUACAACAAGCUUCUGAUAUGCUACGUGCUGAUCCUUACUCUGGCCCCGCAAGGAAAAAGCUGAUAGAAGGUUCGAGAGGCAUCCUCCAAGGCACGUCGGCUCUUCUCCUCUGCUUCGAUGAGUCUGAAGUCAGGAAAAUUGUCAAGGAAUGCAAAAAGGUGCUGGAUUACCUUGGCGUGGCAGAAGUAAUAGAUACUAUGGAAGACCUGGUGCAAUUCCUGAGGGACAUAUCGCCGGCGCUGUCGAGAGCUGCUAGAGAGGUAGCAGCUCGCGCAGCGGAACUAACCCACCCUCCUCACGCUGAAACCUUGGCGCGGUGUCUUGAAAGCGUAAAGCAGUUGGCUCCUGUGCUCAUUUGCUCUAUGAAGAUAUACAUACAUAUCCUCACUGAAGGUGGCAAAGGCAUCGAAGAGGCGGCCGAGAACAGAAACUACCUUGCCCAGAGGAUGGCUGAUGAAAUUCAUGAAAUUAUACGAGUAUUGCAGCUAACAUCGUACGUGGAGGACGGCGGAGAAAAGGACAACAUUGCCGUCCUGAAAGCACUCCAGGCCCAGAUACACGGCAAGAUGGCUAACGCGCAUGAAUUCCUCAACGAUCCUGACGCCUUACGCAAUAGCAGCGGUGAAAGAGCGCUCCGCUCCGUGCUGACGUCAGCGCAGCGCGCCGCGGAGCACCUCGGCCCCGCGCACGCCGAUGCCAUCAGAAGAAUCGUCAGGUCUGGCGGGAUAAAUGGCGAUCAAUUGUGUGAUGAGAGACAAUACGGCCAUGGAAGAGAAGCUAAGGCAUUAAACCUAGCCUCCGACCUUCGCAACCAAAUCAACGAAGUGGACUCCAUAGUGAACGAAGGAGUCCGGGCUGCGGAACAGGCUGGAGGAAAAACCAUGAGAGCCAGGAUGGAGACCGCUCAUAAAUGGCUUUUGCAUCCUAACGCGGACCCCCACACGAGGGUCGAGGGCCAGAAGGCGAUUAACAGCAUCGUUUCUCAGGGACAAAGGAUCGCGGAUGGCCUCCAAGGGCGAGAGAAGGCUGAAAUCCUUCAGUUGUGUUCGGACGUGCAACGUCUAUCUGACAAGUUGGCCGACUUGUGCGCCAGCGGAAGAGGAGACUCGGAAGAAGCCCGUGCGAUUACCAGGGAGCUGACAGAUAAACUGCACGCACUUCAACGUGGCAUGGAUCGCGCGUGCGUCAAUCGUGUGGUGGAGGAUUUCAUCGACGUCGCCGCGCCGCUGCGCCACUUCACUGAGGCCGUCAACGCACCUGAAGGUACACCAGGCCGCGAAGCCAACUUCCAUGACAAAGCAGCUGCCCUACAGGCGUUCAGCCAACGAGCAGCCGCCACCGCCCAUAUGGUUGCGGCUAACUCGCACCAUAAUAAGAGGCUUGCCGAUCAGCUCACGCACCAUGCUAGAGAGGUUGAAAAACUGUCUCCCCAACUUGUGGCAGCCGGCAAGAUCAGGCUCAACUAUCCCGAAAGUAAGGUGGCAGAGGAGCAUUUCAACAAUCUGAAAAACCAGUACGCCGACGCGGUUCUGCGCGUGCGUGACUUGUGCGACCAAGCCGUAGAUCCGCUUGACUUUGUACGCACCGCCGGCGAGCUGAUGCAGAAACACACGUAUCUGUGCGAGGACGCCAUCCGCAACAACGAUUCGCAAAAGAUGGUCGACAACACUUCCGCUAUCGCCAGGUUAGCAAACCGCGUGCUCCUGGUGGGCGGCGCCGAGCGCGAGAACACAGAGGACGCCGAAUUCGCUCGCGCUCUAAACAGCGCACAUCAGCGCUUGCAAGCGGCCAUCGCACCCGCCGUGCACCGCGCUAAGGCCGUGGCUUUAGGAGAUUCUUCACAAGCGCCUUCGUGGCGGCAGGCUAACUCUGAGAUCAUCAACGCCGCUUCCGCCGUAGAAUCCGCUCUCUCCCGUCACUACGCUCCACCUCCACCGCCGCCGGCACUUCCCGAAGCUCUCUCAGCGCUGCACGUGUCCAAGCAGCAGGCGCCUCCCCGCCCGCCCCCGCCUUCUAGCGGGGCUCCACCCCCGCGCCCUCCACCACCUGAUACUGACGAUGAAGGCGAGGACAUAUUCAGCAGGCAGCCUCACCCGAGCCAACCUAUUUUGGUGGCAGCGCACAAUCUCCACAAAGCCGUGCGCGAGUGGUCCUCCAAAGACAACGAGAUCAUCGCCGCCGCCAAACGCAUGGCGAUCCUCAUGGCGCGCCUGUCCGAACUCGUACGCUCCGAUUCUAAGGACUCCCUGCGUGCCAAACAGGACUCUUCAAAUACAAUCUACCGCGCGCUUCUAUAUAGUAGCAAGCGCGAGCUGAUCGCAACGGCGAAGGCGAUCGCCGAGGCUUCCGAAGAAGUCACAAGGCUCGCCAAGAAACUCGCGCUGGAGUGCACGGAUAAGAGGAUUAGGACCAACCUGCUUCAAGUGUGCGAGCGCAUCCCCACCAUCGGCACUCAGCUCAAGAUCCUGUCAACUGUCAAGGCUACCAUGUUGGGAGCUCAAGUCGGCAUGGCGGAUUUCAAAGGAAGCGAAGAGGAUCAGGAGGCGACGGAGAUGCUGGUCGGCAAUGCGCAAAACUUGAUGCAGAGCGUGAAAGAAACAGUAAAGGCGGCUGAAGGCGCCUCCAUCAAGAUCAGAACCGAGCAGGGCGGCUACAGGCUUCGCUGGGUGCGUCGCUCACCGUGGUACCAGAUCUAAAUGACGUAUGCGAUUACUAACUGCAACAGUUUCUUUUGCCACAGCAUAAAAAUGUAGUACUAAGUAGCCAGAUCUGUAUAACUAAAACUCUGGUAAAAAUAUUCUAUUAUUUAUGAAGGCAAACCCACUUUGUCAGAAGAAAAAGGCGCGAAAUCCUAAUUUUCUAUGCGAGGACAACCCUUCGCGCCUACAUCUUUAAAAUUUCCGCCUUUUCUACUGACGGAAAUAAUUUGCCAAACUAUAGAAUAUAAAUAUACUCUAUCAAGAUCAGAACCGAGCAGGGCGGCUCCAGGCUUCGCUGAGUUCGUCGUUCACCAUGGUACCAGAGGGCCUAUCGCGAACCACGUUCGACGUGUUGCCUCCCUGUCACACUUACGUACGAAUUUACAAGUGCGACAGAGAGGCAGCACGUCGAACGUGGUUCGCGGGAGGCCCUCAGAUCUAAACCUCUACCAAGAACCAAUGUCAUAGGUGAAUGCGUUAAGUGACAAUUCCCUAAUAUAUGUAUCCAUUUUUUUAUACAACUCGUAUGGCGAAAAAAGGUUACUUAAUUUGGGUACAAGAUCAAAUUCAGCAUAAUCAUGCGAUGCAAUCACGAUAUCCAUACCUAGAGCUAAAUCUCCUCAAUCAAUGCAAUAUGUGAAUAUAAUCAACCGCCAACACACAGCAUAAAAAUGUGUAAUUUAAUUUUACAUAUAUUUUACUGGUUCUGUAAAACAUCAGAUUAAAAUAAUAAUAAGUACUCAUAUUGAACUCUAUCGUCUUAGAUUUAAAGUUCAAAAUGUAUUUGGAAAGAUUCAUGACAUCGCAUAAUAUUUAUAAUAGGUUUAGCGUAUCUCUUAUUAUAUUAGCUAUCUUAAGUUGUCGUGCUAAAAUGAACCUUAAUGUAACAGAAUUUUACCUAUUUUUAUAAAGCAACAUGUCUGUUACAUUAAAGUUUAUUUUUGUACGUUCGAUUAAUGCAAUUACUAAUAUUUUAGUAACACUUUCAUACGUUAAACUUUAUAUGUGACGUUUUCAAUCAAAAGGUACCACAUUGUCGCUUACCAUAAGGACGAAAAUUGGUUGUAUCUUAACCUGUAAGAGCGUCCUUAUGGCCCUUAUGGCGAGCGACAAUGUGGUACCUUUUGCUUGAAUACGACACAUUUCUAUUGUAUCGUGUCACCGUCAACACGUCUCAAGAUAAAUUAAAAGAUACUCAACAAGGAUGAAAAUCGGUUGACGGCUGACAUUUUUUUUAACGAUUUUUUUUGACAAAGUGUGAUGAGGAAAGUAAGUGCCAUGUGCUAGUGCUUUAUAAUGUAACCUAGGUGUAGAAAUUAGCCCUAAUUAAAUAUUUUCAAACACUAUUAGUAUUAUUACUGAAAAUACAGGGCGACAAUAUAUAGGUAAGUACAACUAAAUAAUUGUUUUCUAAUUUGCCUUUAUUUUUCUGUUUUUAAAUGAACGAUUACGGCAUAAUUUGGCAACUCCAAGUUUUUUUGUACUAAUGGUGUUCGAAAACCGUAUAUUAAAUCAUAUUGUGUAUUUUUAUAUACUAGAAUUAAUAAAUAAUGUUACAUUUACAAGAAUCUGAUCUAUUCGUGCUAUUUCGUAAUAUAUGCGUAAGCGUAACAUAUUAUACUUCGCACCAAAUAUUUGUACAAAAAAGGUUAUUAAUUCUUGCUAUAGAGUCAAUGACCUUUUUUAUGAGUACAUAUUGGUUAAGAAGUAUACUAAUUAGCGGGCCUUUAAAAAUCCACCCUAUGCCUUUAAAUAUAAGGUUGAAUUUUAGGCGCUUAAGAAUGAAUGUAGUUAGUAAGGGGUAUGGUGCGAUUCAUUUUGUAUUGGACAAAGACAGUUACAGUUUUUAUUCAUGAACUUAGGUUUAUUUUCUUGUUUUCCCAAUAGUUUGAUAUCGUAUGACUCAUGUUGUCAGUAUAUAUUUUAUUUUACAGCCAAAAUAUUGCUUUAGACCCCUUUGUAUGUAUUUGUGUACUGUGAAAUGUUGCAAGUUUCGUUUUCUGUCUUUCGGUAGGUAUUGUAUGAAAAUUGCCUACCGGAGUUUUACUUGAAUAUGAACACAUUUUUUACAACAAAGAUAUAAUUAAAUCACAUUUAGAAACGGGUCUAUCGCGAAUUUAUUUCGACCAGUGAAACCCGAAACGUUGGUAAAUAAAGGUAACAAAAUAAAUUCGCGAUAGACCCGUUUCUAAAUGUGAUUUAAUAUGUGUUUAAACCGCGAAAGUUUUAAAUGUUAUAAAGAUAUAAUUGUUUAACAAGAUGUUGAGCAAGAAUUUCAGAUAGAAACAGUGUCCUUAAACUAGUACAUUCAUUUAAUUACAAUUAUCAUGCUAAAAAAUUUCACCUUGGCCGUUAUGAUUACAUGUGUCCUAAAAAAAGGACAUUAGACUACUAAUUUAUGUACGAUUUAUGCGCGAAUUUAUUUCGACCAGUGAAACCUGUGUCGAAACGUCGGUAAAUAAAGGUAACAAAAUAAAUUCGCGAUAGACCCGUUUCUAAAUGUGAUUUAAUAUGUGUUUAAACCGCGAAAGUUUUAAAUGUUAUAAAGAUAUAAUUGUUUAACAAGAUGUUGAGCAAAAAUUUCAGAUAGAAACAGUGUCCUUAAACUAGUACAUUCAAUUACAAUUAUCAUGCUAAAAAAUUUCACCUUGGCCGUUAUGAUUACAUGUGUCCUAAAAAAAGGACAUUAGACUUUACUAAUUUAUGUACGGUCUUAUGGCGAUAUUCAUAUACUGUCAAGUCUAAUAAGCCAUUGAUAAUCGUUGUCCCUUAUCUGUCAUUUAGACAUUUUGUAUUUGUUAAAUGGGAAUGAAAUUUAAAAAAAGUUUGCUUAGUUUUAUGAAUAAGGGGUUGUGACGUUUCACAGUAUUAGAAAAUAAACAGUAUGUCUUCCGGUUGUGAUGUCCCUUAAUAUGGUAUAUAAUGUACUAUUGUACUGGUAUUUAUAUUUAUCAGACUGGCUUAGCCUCGCCUUAUGAUUAAGCCUUGAGAGAUUGUCUUGUACAAAAUGAAAUAAUGUAUAUUUUUGUAUGAUCGUGUAAUUAUAUUGUAAUGAGUGUAGGUCUGUAUAUAUUCAGUCUUUGCAAGUGAAAUUAUUAGGUUUUAAUGUGUGUCCUAAAAAAAGGACAUAAUGAUUCUGUUUAACAGUAAAUAUGGAGUUUUUGAAUAAUAGACCGUAUCGUCAGUUUUAACUGUUAUUGUGUCCUAAAAAUAGGACAUUUCGGUCUUGCCAGGCCUCGGGUAUGCUUUAGCACUGAUCAGUUCAUCCGCACAUUCAGCUUAAGCAUUUUACCUCCUAAGGCCCAGUCACCCAAAUGUAUAAUUCAAAAUUUGGCACUAAAAUUUGAACUUAUUGUGCAGGGAAUGCGGUUGAUUUUAUAUGAAUAUGAUUUAAAUUUCAUCGAACUGAAUAAGUCCUAUAGGCAGGAACUUGGGCCUUUGGUGGUUAAUAUUGACAUGUUUUGGACAGCCAAAAUGUUAGAGUAGCAUACGGAAGGUUAACCUUACUUGCCAGGAAUGUACAGUCAGCUACAGAGAUAGUUGGACCCCCCCCCCCUACAAAGAAAUUUCUAUGCAGGGGGGGGGGGGGCAGUUAUCUCUGCAGCUACUUACUAUACUUUUUAUAGUAUUUUUUCGUGUAGUCUUUAUGCACAUAUAACCCAUUCAACCAGUGAAAAAGUUAAGUACAUUAUACCAUAGUAAAUAUAAUUAAGUGUAUUUAAUAUAGAAGAUUAGUAUUUAACUUAAUGUAGGAACUGUGCUAAAUUGUCACUAAAUUUUAAUGAUAGCGUGAUUUAUUAAUAUUUUAUAACUUUUUGUUGCCUUAUUGAUUAUUAUUUAUUCUAAUAAAGGAUUAUUUUUA